Molecule: messenger RNA, 1833 nt
Organism: Penicillium cataractarum
Lineage: Eukaryota; Fungi; Ascomycota; Eurotiomycetes; Eurotiales; Aspergillaceae
Product: Zn(II)2Cys6 transcription factor
Exons: 2
Coding region: 1-1833 (610 amino acids)
Biological process (GO): DNA-templated transcription; positive regulation of transcription by RNA polymerase II
Molecular function (GO): DNA-binding transcription factor activity, RNA polymerase II-specific; zinc ion binding; sequence-specific DNA binding
Source: RefSeq, a predicted model, not a curated record
AUGCCUCGAGGGCAACCAAGGUCCAACGUUCGGCGGGCCAAUGUCACAGCCUGCACCAGGUGUAAAUCACGCAAACAGCGGUGUGAUCAGAGGAUUCCAGCCUGUUCAAAUUGCGAGCGUGCCGGAGUGGAGUGCGUGAGCACUGAUACAGAUGGAAGCACUGUCCCUAGAAGCUAUGUGAAGAGCCUUGAGGAUCACGUCGCAUUCCUCGAGGCUCAAAUCUCAGCUCGCGGCGCUCAACCUAGUCAAUCGUCAUCGCCAGAUUUCAUCUUAUCGACUACCGACUUGAACACUGCUUCCUCGUCAGCUCUACUCCACGAGGCACGAGAAGAGUCCCAAGAUUUGGUGGAUCAAAUAGCGUCUAGCUGCAUGAGACAGCAGCCUUUUUCAACCGUCUUUCGAAGCCCGGAUGGCCUCUCAACUCUCAAUUCUCUUCUGUCCGGCCCAGUAUCAGAACUAUCUGUUCCUGAAAAGUCUGACGGCCGGUCACUCUUGGACGAAAUUCCACCCGAAACCAUGUCCACUCUACCCCGACGUGAAACGGUCACAAAAUUACUAGACGUUUAUUUUGAACAUUGCGAGUUCUUUUCCCCAAUACUAUCUUCUCGCCAAGAAUUCGUACAAUCCGUCGAGCUCUUAUACGAAAAUUCCACAGCCGAUCAAUCCCUGGCGAACAUUCGUUAUCGUGCUAUGAUCGUCUUUGCAACAUCUGUCUUGCUUCUGAAUCGAGUCGAUUUCACGGUUCCUUCAUCGAAGGCGGAAAGAUUCUUCAACACUGCGAUCCGGAUAUUUUCACAAAACACGGAUUUGACGUGCACCGGUGAUCUAAAUCACCUUGAAAACUUGCUCUUCAUUAUUCAGUAUUGUUGUUUCGCUGCUAACAUAACGGCUGCGUGGCACUUCCUUGGGCUCGCGACCCGACUUGCGGUUGAAUUGAACCUACAGAAAGAAACGGCCUGUCUUCUAACACCUCAUCCAAGUCAAUCAAAUCACAGAAGAUGGUUAUUUUGGACGAUGUAUACCUUCGAACGCAAUCUCUGCGUCAUUAUCGGUCGGCCAUUUUCUAUACCGGACGGUGCCAUCGAGACUCCUCUUCCAGUACAAGACCCACAGCGUGCGCUUGCGAUUCAUCUACUCAAGUAUCGACUGCUUGAAUCGGAAAUAUAUUCAAUACUCAAUGAAAGGCAAUAUCACCGCACCUCUUUCACUAAAGAUACGUGGAGAGAAAACAUGCACCAACGACUACAAGAGUGGCAUUCUUCUACCCCCUCGGUCCACAAGUCCACUCAUCUGACACCCAUGGAGAUAUUCAAUGGCAGCUUUCUGAAUGGAUUAGUCUUACUUUACUAUCCGUCACGACCCUUCCCAAGCCCAACGGCCGAAAACAUGACUGUCUUGACUCGGAGUGCGACGGACGCAAUUGCUUGCUAUAAAGAUGGAUUUCGAUCUGGAGAGCUACGAUUUUUCUGGAGAACAGUGCAUAAUCUAUUUCGAAGUGGAGUUGCCAUUGUCUACUGUGCUCAUCAAAAUCGAAUAAAUCGCGUCUCUGGAUUCGAUCCGGAGAGCACAAGGAUGUCAAUCAAUUCAUGUUCCUCGCUUCUUUGGGGAAUGGUGGAGAGAUAUCCAGCAGGGCAAGCAUACCGAGACAUUUUUGAUAAAUUGGCCAACUCGGUUCUGUCUCAGAAAGACGGAGCUGGAGGCAUGGGUCAUGAGGUAUCAUUUGAAACUCCAGGGCCUCUCCCAAUUCUGGAUGAUAUAACUCUGGGGGCAGAUGCUAGUCUUCUGUCUUCUAGUGCUUUUGAUUUAUUGUUUAUGGGGUUCACUCCUUCAUGA